AAAAAAGUGAAGCAAGAUCUUGAAGAAAAUUCUUUUCCACGAAAUUUAUCCUAUUUUGAGAAGAUUUUAUACCAGCAUUGUAAAGGGAAGACAUUUUUCUUUGGUGACAAGGUAUACAUAUUAAUUACUUUUUAUUAGUUUUUAAUUACGACUUAAAAUGUACGCCAUAUACAGGGUGUCCCAAAAAAAAGUGACACUAUAGAAAUUAUCUCAUUGUUCUUAAGCCGCUCUUAAACGCGCGUGAUUACACGCCUUCAUGGGAAUUUAAUGAACUUGUAUUUACAUUUAAGCAUUUUAAAACGUUUUCGCUUUGUCCAAAUAUUUUAACGCCCGAGUCAAGCAAAACGAUUACACUAAUAAACGGUUUGCUUUUUUAUUAUGCACCUGUGGGAUCAACUUAGUGCUAGGGCAUUCAAAUUAUAACAAUAGGAUAAUUUCUAUAGUGUCACUUUUUUUUUAGACACCCUGUAUAGUUAUCUGAUUCUGGGUAGAUUGGAAAAUGUCGCAACAAUUUUUUUCAACGAAAUUUGCAGUAACCACUGAGUAUUUUAUAAUAUUAAUAAAAUACAGUACCAUGGAAACUCAAAAAGUUUCGUUUUUAUUAUAAUUCUACAUUUCGACAUGAUAGUCCUCGAGAAUUGAAUUAUGAAAGCGCGCAACUAUAUAAAAAUUUACAAGUUAUAUAUACAUGCAUCAGGUGUGAUAUAUAGUUGAUAAGAAAUCUGACGACAUAUUUAAUAUAAUUAAGAUAACAAGUUUUUUCGAUACUGUAGUCCCGUCGUGUAGACUUUGUCCGUGGAUAUGUAAAAGCUUCUUUAUAUAAUAGGAACGACCAGUGUCUAGACUCUAGAUUUAUGAAUAAUUGAGAUUUUAUAAAGAGAACGUCUAAUGAACUAAUCCUAUGUUCAAAGGGAUUCAUAAAGUGACUGCCAGCAGAGGCUUAGCCAGGGGGGAGUACCCCCACUUUUCUUUCAAAAUCUUUCAAAACUGAGGAGAAACUGGGGAGGGGGGUGUAUAAUAUACAAAAUCUGUAGCUUUCAGAUUAUUUAGUAUACAACAUGUCUAACUUGCAUGAAAUAGCGAUUCGUAGGCCCUUAAAAUAGAAAACUUUUCCGAGGGACCAUGCUUCUGGACGGACGGACAAUUAGACCUCCGUACUCGUUUUGGACUGACUAUAUCCUAGGCUGCCAGCUUGCAGAGGCGCCGUUAGAUAUAGCCUUCGACUCAACCAGGUUGAGAUACGUCCUUCGCAAUACAUCAUUUCGAUAAUUACGUCACAAAUUUGUCGUUGGCCUGGGAGCCAGAGGCUCAAAAAUACGAAAAUGUUCUAUGUGUGAACCCACAAGAUUCCCCCUUGUACUUUAUCACUUCAACCCCUUAUUGUUGGAUCGUUUUCCCUUGAUACUUCCCCGCCGACAGAAGAAUUCCUUAUACUAAGGAACACUUUUAGAUUGAGAGAUAGCAUAACGGGCCAUGUACGUUGUACCUGAGGCCCUUUUAAUAAAACGGCUCUUUUUAAAAAAAGAGGUCGUAAGGUACAACAUUUGAACAUUGAAAGUGGAGGUGCAUAGCGCGUUGUAUUAUCUAUCAAUCCAUAAGAAUCUCUUAGGAAUGCGUUAAGUAAAAUGGAUUGGAGAAACGAUUAGAGAAACGUUGUGGUAAAAACUUGUAUAUAUAUACGUUUUCUUCACUUUUCUUCCACUGAAUGUUUAAUUUGCCAAAAUUUAUUUUCCAGAUAACCUACGCGGACAUUAACUUUUUCUGUUUUGUAAAUGGUUUUAUUAUCGCUGGGCAACUUGAAGUUCCACCAAUCUUGAACAACUAUCCAGGACUAACCAAAUUAUACACAGCAAUUCUGAAUGAACCAAGAUUGCGUGAAUACCUCGAGAAAAGACCACUUACUGAUGGUCGCUAA
Messenger RNA from Paramuricea clavata, 1915 nucleotides. NCBI's taxonomy places the organism in Eukaryota, Metazoa, Cnidaria, Anthozoa, Malacalcyonacea, Plexauridae. The record is from the annotation of a GenBank genome assembly.